This is a messenger RNA of Megalobrama amblycephala (Wuchang bream), 1059 nucleotides long. RefSeq names its product mediator complex subunit 8 (gene med8). NCBI's taxonomy places the organism in Eukaryota, Metazoa, Chordata, Actinopteri, Cypriniformes, Xenocyprididae. The coding region runs from base 152 to 961 and encodes 269 amino acids. Gene Ontology annotation, cellular component: mediator complex; core mediator complex. The transcript is spliced from 7 exons. The record is from RefSeq and is a predicted model, not a curated record. Gene Ontology annotation, biological process: regulation of transcription by RNA polymerase II. Gene Ontology annotation, molecular function: transcription coregulator activity; RNA polymerase II cis-regulatory region sequence-specific DNA binding.
ACUAUAAUUAUGUCGUGAUGUUAUUUAUAAUUAUAUAUUACAAAAGUUAGGAACCGUUCUUUCGGGUGUGUUUUGACAGCCGGACUCGAUUUACUGAUGCGAGUGUUUGUUUACUUCCGCUCAAUUGUGCCGUUCUGCUAGUAGCUUUGAAAUGCAGCAGCGGGAGGAGAAGCAGCUGGAGGCGUCUGUAGAGUCUCUGGUCACUCGCGUGGCUCAUCUGAAAGGUUCCCUGCAGAGUUUCAUUUAUAAACUGGAAAAUGAGUAUGAGAGGCUCACGUGGCCCUCUGUGCUGGAUAAUUUCGCCCUUCUGUCUGGGCAGCUGAACACUAUCAACAAGCUGUUAAGAAAUGAGAAGACCCCAUCAUACAGGUCACAGGUCAUCAUACCCCUGCUGCUGUCUCCUGAUCGAGAUGAAGAGCUGGCGAAACUAACAGAGCAGCGAGUGCCUGUGUUCAGCCAUGAGAUCGUGCCGGACCACCUCAGGACUAAACCUGACCCAGAGGUUGAAGAACAGGAGAAACACCUGAGUGCCGAAGCAGCCCGGAUCGGACCUGAAGUAGCUCAGAAACAGAUCCAAACAUUGAAUAAACUUUGCUCGAAUCUUUUGGAAAAGCUGAAUAAUCCUCGUGAUGACAGAGACUCUGAAACAUCAGCUUUAAGACAAAACAAGCCAUCCUCCAAUCCGGCCGACACUAAUGCAUUGGUGGCGGCGGUGGGGUUCGGAAAGGGUCUGUCGAAAUGCAGACCACCUGGACCCGUCGCCCCGGGUCACCCUGGACAGCCGAUGAUGUCAACAGGCCCCACACUACAUCAGGUCACAGUCGCUGGAAGCUCGAGCCAUCAGGCUGGCAUGGGUGGGCAGGUCGCCCAACAGCAGCCUGGACAACCUGGUAAAAUGCCCAGCAAUAUUAAGACUAACAUCAAGUCUGCAUCUGCAUCCAUGCAUCCUUACAACCGAUGAGUUUCAUGCAUAAAUGCUGCAUUUUGUGAUACGAUGUUUGGUAUUUAAGACAAAAAAAGCAAUAAACGCAUUUUCAAUAAACGCAUUUUUUGAAAUAA